Molecule: messenger RNA, 2596 nt
Organism: Chara braunii
Lineage: Eukaryota; Viridiplantae; Streptophyta; Charophyceae; Charales; Characeae
Source: the annotation of a GenBank genome assembly
CGUUAUGUCCUCUCUUCUGGACUUGAGCAUGCUCCAGGCUCGUCAGGACCGACUCACCCUCCAUAUGGCUGCACUGCUUCGCCUUCUCGCCAUCCUCUCUGACCCUGAUUGCUCCCUCCCGAUCAUCCCAGUACGACUCGGGACCUCCACGAGGGUGUACUCCGCGCUGUGGGAUUCCGGUUCUCAAGGCGACUUCAUUCACCCACGCGUGGUGAAAGAAACUCGUUUACCCACGACAGGGUCUCCGACUCCCAUCUCUGUUACCUUAGGGGAUGACAAGAGUCGGCGCUUCUUUGAUCAGACGGUCACCGACCUCCCUUUCUUCCUCACUCUCGAGCCGACUGAUCGUUCCCCGGCGUCUCGUCGCCACCGCUCCUCUUCACAUUUCGAUGUGAUGGAGACGGGGUACGACUUCAUUCUCGGCACCCCUUGGUCUCGUCGGUUCCGCAGCACCGAGGCCGAUUGGGCGACGAACACCCUCGUUCUCAAAACGAAGUGUGGACAGACGUAUCGCGUACCUUUCAUAGGUACCACCACGACACCACGCCCCGAUCCUCCUCCCCCGGAACCUUCCGUGCCCACACCACCUCCCUCUAUCACUGUCACCUCGCCUCGGCAGUUCGCCCACUUCAUCCGACAAGACGACGUCACAUUCGUUAUGGUGAACGUGACGGAUCUCUUAUACUAUGAUCCACCCUGUCCCAACGCCGAGCUCAUCCCUCUGGAGCCAGAUCCUCCUUCUAUCUCCAUGGCUCCCAUCUCUACUUUCGUCCCUCCGCCGUCCGUCGAGUCCACCCCGCCGUCGCACGUGGACGCUGACGCUGAGGAACUCGCACGAUAUAUGGCUGACCUGGAGCCCGCAGUUCGUGACCUCAUCCGAGAGUACCACGACGUUUUUCCAUUGUCGUUCUCGUACGCCGGCAUCCCACCGAUGUGUGACGUCGAGCACCCCAUUCAGCUUGUGCCUUACUAUCGUGUUCACCACCAGGCACCCUACAGACUCUCGAUCCCCGAGGCCACCGAACUCAAGCAUCAGCUUGAGGAACUCCUGAGACUGGGUUUCAUUAAACCCAGCAACUCCCCGUGGGGUGCACCCGUCCUCUUUGCUCGCAAAGCGGAUGGAACUCUCCGUCUCUACAUCGACUAUUGCGGUCUCAACUGCUACACGGUUAAGAACAGUUACCCCAUGCCUCAUUUCGAUGAGCUGUUCGACCGCCUAGCAGGCAACCGCUUCUUUACGAAGAUUGAUCUUUGUAGCGGUUACCAUCAGAUCCGCGUCGCUGCAGCCGACCAGCCGAAGACCGCGUUCCGAUCGCGAUUCGGCCACUACGAGUUCACCGUGAUGCCAUUCGGCCUCACCAAUGCACCCGCUACCUUUCAGAGGGCGAUGAACGACAUCAUCAGGGACAUCCUGGAGCAGUACGUUCUCGUCUACCUCAACGAUAUCCUGGUCUAUAGUCGUACCCUUGAGGAGCACCUCAGACACCUCCGUGACGUCCUUGACCGCUUGCGCAGACAUGGCUUCUAUGCCAAGCUGAGCAAGUGCCGCUUUGCCCAGCACAAAGUGGAUUUCUUAGGACACUACGUGUCUGACCAGGGUCUCCACAUGGACGACGCGAAAAUCACUGCUAUUGCGGAGUGGCCCGCCCCCACAUCCGCCAAGCAGCUUCGCAGCUUCCUAGGCUUGACCAGCUACUAUCGUAAUUUCAUCCGGGGAUACACUAGGAGUUGUCCCGCGCUGGAUGAUUGGGUUGCACACAUGACGUCAAUCAUGAAGACCGCACAUGAGCACAUAGCCGCUUCCCAGACUCGCAUGGCAGCACGUGCGAACCGAUCGAGAAUGGAUCAUUCAUUCAAAGUCGGUGAUGAUGUGCUUAUCGACGCCCGCCACUUACAGCUCGAAGCGGACACGCUUCGCAAGUUUCGGCGUCGCUUCUUUGGCCCAUGCCGCAUCCUCCAGGCCGUCGGUUCUGAUACGGCUUCUAGCCCGGUCAGCUUCCGUGUGAAGCUGUCCGACUAUCUACGUCAGGCUCAUGUGCACGAUGUCUACCACGUCUCAUUACUGCGUCCUUACCGAAGACCGUCUGAGCGUUUCGCUGAACGACCAUACGAGCGCCCUCCACCCAUCAUGGUGGAUGACCACGAGGAGUUCCUCGUUUCAGACAUCAUUUGUCGCCGAGUCACCAACGACAACCCUCCCCACGUCGAGUAUCUCGUACGUUGGAAGGGUUACCCUGAUGAGGAGGCCACCUUGGAGCCCCUCGAGCACUUGCAGCACGCUCGCAUGUUGGUGCGUGCCUAUGACCAUGCUCGUCGUGCUGGGUUCACUGCUCCUCCUCAACCCAUUGACCCUCCUCCUUCUCCCCCGGCUAAGGAGACCGCUGAAGUCGAGCCUGAUCCAUCUGAGGCAGACCUUCAGCAACAGUCGGAUGCUUCUGAGCGUCCACAGCGCACUCGUCGUCAUCCUGCUCGAUACGACGAUUGACUCUGACUUACCUUCCCACGUCCUUGACUUCUCAGUACUCCAUCCACUCCAGUUUUGCUACUUCCGAUCGUCGACGUUGCGACUCUUCCUCGACGGCAUUCUCGGACUUCU